Messenger RNA from Sardina pilchardus (European sardine), 2007 nucleotides. RefSeq names its product info leucine-rich repeat, immunoglobulin-like and transmembrane domains 3a (gene lrit3a). The transcript has 5 exons. NCBI's taxonomy places the organism in Eukaryota, Metazoa, Chordata, Actinopteri, Clupeiformes, Clupeidae. Gene Ontology annotation, molecular function: protein binding. Bases 1 to 2007 code for a protein of 668 amino acids. The record is from RefSeq and is a predicted model, not a curated record.
AUGCGCAGGCCGCCCGCCUCCUUUCAUCGCUUCCUCCUCUUCCUCGCCACCCUCCUCGUCCUCCUGGGACCCAGCCUUGGAUUCUGCCCGUCCCAGUGCACCUGUGUGUUCCACGGACGCAGCGACGGCACGGGCUUCAGGUCAGUACUCUGUAACGACCAGGACAUGUCGGACAUCCCAGUCAACGUUCCCGUGGAUACGGUAAAGCUGCGCGUGGAGAAGACAGCGGUGCGGCGUAUCCCGGGCGAGGCCUUCUACUACCUGCCGGAGCUGCGCUACCUGUGGAUCACCUACAACAACAUCAUCUCCGUGGACACGGCCAGCUUCUACAACCUGAAGGUGCUGCAUGAGCUCCGACUGGACGGGAACGCCAUCUCGACCUUCCCCUGGGAGUCUCUGCCCGAGAUGCCCAGCCUGCGCACCCUCGACCUCCACAACAACCGGCUGACCAGCAUACCUGCCGAGGCCACCCCUUACCUGGUCAACAUCACCUACCUGGACAUCUCCAGCAACAAGCUGGCCACGCUGCCCUCCGACCUGCUUGACCUCUGGCCGCCCUUCUCAGGGGUCAUGCCCAGCAGUAACGACACCAGGGUGGUUCUGGGUCUCCAAGACAACCCCUGGUACUGCGACUGCAAGAUCUCCAAAGUGAUCGAGCUCUCCAAGAUGGCCGAGACCCCCAUCGUCCUGAUGGACUCCUUCCUUGCGUGCAGCGGGCCGGACAACCUGGCGGGGGUUCUGUUCCAGCGGGCCGAGCUGGACCAGUGCGUGAAGCCGUCGGUGCUGACCUCGGCCACCAAGAUCACCUCUCAGCUGGGCAGCAACGUGCUGCUGCGCUGCGACGCCACCGGGAAGCCCACGCCGGACCUCUCCUGGACCAGAGCCGACGGCUCGCCCUUCAACCACACAGUGGUGCAGGAGUCGCCUGGAGAGGGAGUCCGCUGGUCCAUCAUCGGCCUGAAUGGGAUCCUCUACAAAGACGCAGGAGACUACCGCUGCAAGGCUAAGAAUGUGGCGGGGAACGCCGAGGCCUACAUCACCAUAUCGGUGGCGGGUGAAGGCGGCACCACCCCCGUCCCCCCACAGAUCACCCCCAGGAGCCCCGGGUGGGACACCAGCCGGGGGUCAACCACGGCGCUAACGGGCCCCACACCCCUCUCCUCUCCAUCCUCCUCUGGAACCACAAGCAGCAGCAGCACCACCACCAUCACCAUCACCACCACCACCACCACCACCACCCUGGCGCCCACCACCACAACCCCCAAGAAGGGACUGGGCCCAGGGGGAGGGAUCCAGAGGUCUCCCCCCGCAGCAUCUCGGAAGGGUGGGAAGGGUGCCGCAGCGGAAGACGACAAAAACAGGAAGAAGCCCGAUGCCAAGCCCGGCCUGGUGGACAUCCAGGUGGUGGAGGAGACGAUGGACAGUGCGGUGGUGGUGUGGACGUCGGAGGGGAUGCCCGGCGAUGCGCCCGUGUCCAUCCUGUGCACGCCGACGGACGGCGGGGAGGGCGGCGAGGAGGAGACGCGCAUCAGCACGCAGGCGGGCCGCGCCAAGGAGCUCCUGGAGAACCUGACGCCGGGCCAGAGCUACAAGGUGUGCUUGGCCACCAAGGCCACGGCGCCGGGCAAGGAGCAGUGCGUGGACUUCACCACGCUGGGCGACGGAGAGAGCCCCAUGCUGGUCAUCGUCAGCGGCAUCGCCUGCGUGCUGGCCGUGCCCCUCAUCCUGCUGCUCACCUACAAGAUCGUCUCGCUCUACUGCCGAGGCUCCGGCGGGGGAGGGGGCGACGGCGGCGGGGGCAGCCAGGAGGACCUGUCCAAGGAGUCCUACGUCAAGUUCGAGACGCUGACCAUGAAGCAGCGGGCGCUGAACGGCCAGGUGCCGUCGCACGACCUGUGGUCGCGGCGCUACACGGAGUCCGAGCGCAUGCUGCUGUGCUCGCGGUCCAGCAUCGACUCGCAGAUGACCUACAAGAGCGACAGCUCGCGCUCCGAGUACCUCUGCUAG